AUGGCGGCCGCCACCAGUUCGAGCUCCAAUUCACUGCUCAGUGCGCUCGACCGGGAUCCUCGCACUGAUCUCCGCCUUGGGCGAGCUCGGAUCCAGUUCGGUGGCCGAUCGGGGAAGAGGCUGUGCACGACGACGAUCAAAUGCGUCCACGAAGGAGAAGAACACGCGAGGAGAUCCGGAAGAACCAGCGACGUCAAUCGCCGCGAGUUCGUCCUGGGAUCAAUCGGCGGAGGGGCAGCCGCCACACUCCCAGUAGCAGGCGCGCUCGCCAAUCCGGUGGAGCUCGGCAGCUUCUCAUCGUGCUCGCCAGCAGAGCUCCCCCCCGGCGCGACGCCAGUGAAUUGCUGCCCGCCGCCAAACUCCAGCCCGAUCGUCGACUUCCAGUACAACACCCGCCUUCCGUCGCGCCUCCGCCGCCCCGCCCAUCUCCUCCGCCCGGACGAGAUCGCGCGCUACAACCGCGCCUAUCAGCUCAUGCGCGCUCUCCCGGCCAGCGAUCCCCGCCGCUUCUCCCAGCAAGCCAACGUCCACUGCGCCUACUGCAACGAUUCCUUCCGCCAGGCCAACAGCCGGAGCGAGCUCCAGAUCCACGACUCGUGGCUCUUCCUCCCCUGGCAUCGCUGGUACCUCUACUUCCACGAGAGGAUCCUGGGCAAGCUCCUGGGCGAUGACACCUUCGCGCUUCCAUUCUGGAAUUGGGACAACCAGGCCGCCGGAUCGCCGCUCGCGAAUGUCAUCCCCUCCGCCUACCUCAAUCAAGCGCCCCUGAUCGAUUCACUGCGCAACCAGCAGCAUCUCCCUCCCCGGCUCGUGGAUCUGAACUACUCCGGCCAGGACAGUGGGCCGAUCCCACCGGAUUCCACCCAGCGCGCCGAGAACAAUGCCCUGAUGUUCCAGCAGAUCGUGAGUGGCGCUAGGACCCCGAGCUUGUUCUUCGGGCAGGCCUACCGCGCUGGCGACGCCAAUGCCCCUGGCGGAGGAACCCUAGAAAACGCCCCCCAUGGCACUGUGCACGUCUGGACUGGCAGCGCCGCGGCGCCCAAUCGCGAGGACAUGGGGACGCUCUACUCGGCCGCCAGGGAUCCGAUCUUCUUCGCGCACCAUGGAAACAUCGAUCGGCUCUGGGUCGUGUGGAAGACGCUGCCCGGCGGGAGGAGGAGAGACCCCACCGACACCGACUGGCUCGACGCGAAAUUCCUCUUCUACGAUGAGAAUUCGCAGCUCGUCCGCGUGAGAGUCCGCGAUGCGCUCACGACCGAGCAGCUAGGGUAUUCUUACCAGGACACCGGCGAUGCCUGGGCGAGCGCCAGGCCGACGAUCGUCGCUGGGGCGAGAAAUCUCGUCUCCAAUGCCGCGGUGGAUUCUCCUGCCGUGGCCGCUGCCGCUGGCGACGACGACGACGACGGCAUCGAGGAAUUCGGCGAGGCGACGGAGGGCAGGGUCAAGAAACUCGAGGACGUCUUCAAAUCCAAGGUGAAGCGCCCGAUCAAGGAGGACCUCGCCAAGAUCAAGGAGAAGCUGAGGAUCGGCAAGAAGGAAGAGGAGGAGGACGACGAGGAGGAAGAAGUUCUAGUGAUCCAGGGCGUGGAGAUCGACUGCGAUAGGGCGACCAAAUUCGACGUGUACAUCAACCUGCCGGGCGCGGACGAGAACACGUCGUGUAACGUAGCGGAAUAUGCUGGGACGUUCGUCAACGUGCCGCACUUUGGGGACCGCCGCGGCGGGCCUGGUCACAUGAGGACCACGGACCUGCGGCUGGGAAUAUCCGACACGCUGGACCAGCUGGGCAUAAAAGAUGCCAGGAAUAUUGUCGUGACGCUGGUGCCCAGGGGCGUUGGGAGGCUGGACCCUAUCAAGUUUAAAGGCUUCAAGAUCGAGUAUGAGUGA
Selaginella moellendorffii is the source of this 1887-nucleotide messenger RNA. RefSeq names its product polyphenol oxidase I, chloroplastic. Gene Ontology annotation, molecular function: catechol oxidase activity. The transcript has a single exon. Bases 1 to 1887 code for a protein of 628 amino acids. Lineage: Eukaryota; Viridiplantae; Streptophyta; Lycopodiopsida; Selaginellales; Selaginellaceae. The record is from RefSeq and is a predicted model, not a curated record.